AUGAAACGCCGUUUUGGAACUGCAGACCUGGAAUGGCUGCACCCCAAUAACUUCUGCGACGAACCGAUUUAUUGCGAACCCCCUCAUAAUCCCGACGAGAUCCUCUACCACGGCUCCGACGACGAGGCAUACAGCAGCCCUACCGAGCGCCGUCUUCGUUUCGAAACACAGGCAGAGCGCUUCCUCGAGGGGAAGCCGGUAUUUUUACUCUCGGCCUCCUUGCGUGGACCGUUCGACAGGGAAUCCGGCUGGGUGAAUCCAUGGCGCUCCAAAUCAACCUUCCGAGAGAAGUCGGCUCGGAGGAAAAGACUGGCAGUGUCGAGGGGAACCGUACCGCAAGUCGAAUCAAGCGACCUCUUCGACUCAAGCUUUCGGCAGCCGACUCCCGAGCGCAGGCCCGACCCCCCUGAAGUCACCUACACACUGCCGCGGUAUAUGGAUGGUGACGCUUUCCAUCGAGUGUGGAAAUGGCGGGAUGCCGUGGUCGCCGAGAGCGAUGCCCCUACGAGCUCCAUCCAACAGGUGUCGCAGCCGGAGCCCACUUCAGCCGAUUCGAGGAAAGCAACACAGCAUACCUAUCGGAGACAAUCAAAUAUGACGGCCAUGAUUUUGAACGAGCCUGAGAGUUCUGGACCGGACCUACCGGUUACGACUGGUCCAAUUGUUGCUCCAGGCCAGGUUAGAGCCAACCAAACCAGCUCUAGUUCUAGCCUUUCACCGCCGCCAAUAGACCUGCUGGACCCGACACAAUCCUCUCCGCAUUCUUUUGGGAUUCACGACGAGCUUGCCCUCCCAGACAGAAGCUGUCUAUACCCGACAACGGAAGGAUCGCCUUCAACCAAGGUUCCAGCGGCUGGUUGGCGCUUGGAGGACGGGAACGCUACACCCAACGGUAUCUUCCCGGAGGCAACUGUGUCUUCUGUCCAGGUAAAGACGCAGGCGAGCGCCCGGGCGGAUGGGAGCUUCCGGUACCGGCGAAAAGGCGCGAGGGGGAAAGAAUCGGCUUUAGGCAGGAGUUCGCUGCUGUAUCCCCCGUCAACGCCUAGCGAUACAGCAGACCACGAGAAUCCUGGUGGCCGGGCAUCUCCAACAAGUACGGCGGUGAAGAAAGAAGCACCACAGUCGGAUAUUGCUAGGGCGCCUUUGGUCGAUGCUGCAACCAUCCGUCCUGAUAUUGUUCCAAAAGUUGAAGAGGUUCAAGAGCAGGGCAUACUUGAAGAUGCGCCUCAAAUCGAAACUUCUCAGAACUCCCUUCAGUCGGCCGAAGAGGCAGCUGGUCAGAGUCCAAGUCAAGGCCAGAUCAAGAAUGAGGAUAUGACAGAAACUGCCUCGGAAAUUGACGGACCUACGCUGGUUCCUUCAUCGUCGCCAUCUGGCUCAGAACACCUCAGCAGCAUGCCCAGCUUCGGGCACUUUUCAGUAGAGAGGCACUCGCAGGACAUUAUCUCAGAGGCUGCUGGAAUGCCUCGGAGAUUACUUUGGCCCAAAUCGCGGCGGAGUGCUAGCAGGAGCGAGUUCCUCCCCGUGUCUAAGCGAGAAGCUGUCCACACUCCAGCAUCGACACCGUCGGGCCUUGGGUCUGGGCGUUCCGGCUCAGUGUCGUCGAAUGGUUCGAUUCAGACCAAGGAAAACAUACACCCACCGGAGGAAAAUGAGGAUGACCAAGGACCGACAGAUGCUAUCGAGGAUUGCGUUCAAGAAGACCCCGCCGCGGUUGGUGAAGUGGUCGUAGAAGUGGGAGGCAUCGACAUGGAAAUGGCGACAGAUAGCGAAACAACAAGCGAGGAUGAGAACGGGGACGAGGACGAAGAUACACCCGAGACUGAGGAACUGCAAGCCGAACCGCCCGCCGAUUCCGAUUCCAGAGGUGACAGAGACAGGCAUAUGCAACCCGCCUCGUCUUGUCCGGCUCCACAGAUUCAAAGCCCCUGGGCAACCGACGAUGCACCACCCCGUCCGAGGUCACAUAACUCCCAACCGCAACACAGCGAAGUCGGAAUAGGCGGUACUGAGCCGACCUUCUUCGAGUCCAUCCAAAGUCCGUGGGUUAAGACGGAAGAUGACGUACACGAUUCCGACAUCCCCACACGACUUCCCGACCCCCACCCCGCGAACACAAAACUGUCCUUCAUGGCAAGUCAAGCACUUGAGCCAAAAGUAUCACAAAGUCCCUGGGCACGAGGCGAUUCGCAGUUACAACUGCCGGAAACCCGGCUGUUCAACCAUCUGUCCUCGCCCGCCAACAGUCAUAUAUUACCGACCAUCGACCCUGUCCCUCACUCCCAGGUGCCCCACAACGAGGACAUCGACAUGCGCGAUUCCCAACUGUAUCCUCAGCCCCCAUCAACCCCUGAGACAAAGCAAUCAAGCCUCCCAACUCCCGAUUUCACUCUCUCAGUCAAGUCGUUCAAAAACUUCAUGACUCCCUCCCCACGACCUGCCACCAAGCGACGCCGCGUCUCAACCGUGGCCGAUGACCACCUCCCUAGCACACAAGCCCUCGUCGACGCAACCAUCUCCAACCCGUGGACCCGACCGCCCACGGUAAAGAGACCGAAACCAACACCAGGGCAAUCGCAUCAACACCGACCAAUCAAACGCGUCUCUUGGGCCCUCCUACCGGACGAGACCGAGCCCUCACCCUUCUUUGACCCAGACUCGACAACAACAACCACCAUCACCAACCCCUCCACCCCCAACACCAAUCACCCCCCGUCAUCAUCCUCCCAGCAACAAACCAACCCCCACCAAACUCACACCCCCACCCUCCGCCCGCGCGCAACCUCCCCCCCACCCAGCAUCCUCUCCACCACCAACCUCCCCGACGCCGACGACAAAUUCCGCGGCCACUUCGCCGCCGUCGCCAGCAGGCGCGUGGGCGCCACCCCGCUGCUUCAGCGCCUGAGUGCCGCUGCGACUGUUACGGCGCUGGCUAACGCUACCCCUGCUGCUGCUACUCCUACUUCUUCUGGUGGGGGUCGUGGUCGGGGUCGCGGGCCGAUGGUGCGGUUGCUGCCGAGUGCGUCGCAGCAGGUGUGUGAGAGUCCCGGCGUGGAGGCGAUGGCGGAGGCGUUUUUGAGGGCGGAGGGGGGGGUUGAGAUGGGGGGUGGUGGUGGUGUUGAAGUUGAUGCUGGUGUUGGUGUUGGUAUUGGCAUUGGUGGUGUGGAAGAUAGAGAGGCUGGGAUGGCGUUUGAAAACGAGGGUUCACGGGGACUUGAAGAAGGAGAGGGAGAUACGCUGGGAGAGGUCGAAAUGGAGACAGAGGGUGAUGUGGAAGGAGAGACUCGGGAGGAGGUGGGAGAGGAGACACAAGAGAUAGUGGUCGAUGAAGUCAGUGCGGUGAUGGAAAACUUGGAUGAUUUUCUCGGGGGCAACUGGGAUCUCGAUGCUGAUCUUGCCAAAGUGAGGUCAGAUCAAGCAAGGGAGAGUCGGGGACAUGGCAGUGACGGGCCCAGGUUGUCGGGGUUGAUGGAUGUUGGUGUUUGGGAUUGA
Molecule: messenger RNA, 3492 nt
Organism: Chaetomium globosum CBS 148.51
Lineage: Eukaryota; Fungi; Ascomycota; Sordariomycetes; Sordariales; Chaetomiaceae
Exons: 1
Coding region: 1-3492 (1163 amino acids)
Source: RefSeq, a predicted model, not a curated record